Messenger RNA from Pieris macdunnoughi, 1323 nucleotides. NCBI's taxonomy places the organism in Eukaryota, Metazoa, Arthropoda, Insecta, Lepidoptera, Pieridae. The record is from the annotation of a GenBank genome assembly.
AUGGCGCAAGGUCAGGGCCAAUCAAAUAGGCAAGUAGGUGUUACGUACAAUACGUUUGACCUUGUUACUUUAAGAGCAAGUCGUAUAUCAUCAGCAGCAGGAAGCCGUCGCGCAUCAGUAUCAGAUGAUACAGUCGUGGUGCAAGCCUCUGCAUCAUCAGGGGUUUCAUCUGGGGGCAGUUCUGGGGAUGAAGCUCCACCGCCUCCUCCGCCGCCGCCGCCACCUGUAGUUUUGGAAGAACCAGCGCUGAAGCCGUCUGAGUUGAGGAGCAGGCUUGGGGGGCGUCGCGACUCGACGUGCGCAGACGACGACCGACCGCGUUGCCCGAACCUCGUGAACAAGCAGCCGGCUUUGCCGUUCGUGCCUCCCGCGUUCCCUCACAACGCGCCCGAUAGACUUAUCAAACCCUCGGAGUAUUUGAAGACAAUCACGGCGCCCUGCAAGAGGGACGAAGGCGCGGCGGAGGCGCGCCCUCCCCCGCCGCCGCCCGCGCCUCAGCCUAUCCCGCCGCCACCCCCGCAGCCACCCUUAAACAAUCAACAACAACCCUUAGCGGUGAUCAGCAGCGCCGAACUUUCAGCUGUGAGGCUCAAGACAACAGUGACCAAGACGGUAUCGGCACCUCCGACUCGGUCGUUGAGCCUGCAAUGCUUGCCUAGCGCUGCGGAAAUAUACAAAAACGCAAAAACAGACCUGAUAGAAGAAUUGAAGAUGUCCAAGGAUAUAACGGGGAUUAAGAAGUUGAAGGUGGAACGAGCGAGACGCGAGAGCCUGCAAGACAAGGAGACGUUUACGGAGUUCACAAAACGAUUCACAGCGGAUAAUUUUGUUGAUCAGGGUAAUUCACAGAUCCCUGAGCGUGAUGCUGCUGGCAACGUUAUCCCGGUUUGGAAGCGGCAGAUGCUGGCUAGAAGAGCUGCGGAGAAGGCAAGGAGAGAUCUGGAGAGAGAGUUGGCGGGAGAAGCGGAGAGAAGGAGGGCUGCGGCCGUGCCUGCUUGGAAAAGGCAGCUACUGGCACGGAGAGAAGAGGCCGAGUGUAGAUUGAGACAAUCCUUAUACACUCCAAAAGUGGAAGACAACGGUAACGGAGAGUGGCGUCCUUACCCAGCCGGAGGUCGCGCCGUAUCCAUAGACAACAUCACGCUUUGUUAUGAUGCGCCUGCUGCGCAGCCCACCCGCGCGCCAUCUGAACUGAAACUCUCAACAGAACAUUGCAAUGGGCACACAAACGGUAAACCAGAACGCGAAGAAGAGUCAGCUAAAAUUAUCCCCUGGAGAGCGCAGCUCCGCAAAACGAACAGCAAACUUAAUUUACUCGAAUAG